AUGUCCAACACCCUUCGACCGUACUUGAACGCUGUGCGGGCAACCUUGACCGCAGCGUUGACACUGGAAAACUUCUCAUCGCAAGUGGUAGAGCGACAUAACAAGCCAGAAGUCGAGGUUCAAACAUCUCCGGAAGCAUUACUUCACCCUCUUAUCGUAUCUCGUAAUGAAUCAGAAAGAGUGUUGAUUGAACCUUCGGUGAACUCUAUAAGAUUGAGUAUCGCGAUCAAACAAGCGGAUGAGAUUGAGAAGAUAUUGUGUCAUAAAUUCACCAGAUUCAUGAUGAUGAGGGCGGAGGGCUUCGUCAUCUUAAGGAGGAAACCGUUACCUGGCUACGACAUAUCAUUCCUCAUCACAAAUUUCCACUCCGAAUCAAUGCUCAAACACAAACUAGUAGAUUUCAUCAUCCAGUUCAUGGAGGACGUGGAUAAGGAGAUUUCCGAAAUGAAGCUGUCUUUGAAUGCUAGGGCGAGAAUAGUAGCGGAAAGUUAUUUGUCAACAGUGAGUCUCACUUGA
Molecule: messenger RNA, 516 nt
Organism: Kwoniella shivajii
Lineage: Eukaryota; Fungi; Basidiomycota; Tremellomycetes; Tremellales; Cryptococcaceae
Exons: 3
Coding region: 1-516 (171 amino acids)
Biological process (GO): actin filament polymerization; Arp2/3 complex-mediated actin nucleation
Cellular component (GO): actin cytoskeleton; Arp2/3 protein complex
Molecular function (GO): actin filament binding
Source: RefSeq, a predicted model, not a curated record